This is a messenger RNA of Glycine soja, 4912 nucleotides long. RefSeq lists its product as uncharacterized. The record is from RefSeq and is a predicted model, not a curated record. The coding region runs from base 913 to 4227 and encodes 1104 amino acids. Gene Ontology annotation, molecular function: ATP hydrolysis activity; protein binding; ATP binding. NCBI's taxonomy places the organism in Eukaryota, Viridiplantae, Streptophyta, Magnoliopsida, Fabales, Fabaceae. The transcript is spliced from 25 exons. Gene Ontology annotation, cellular component: mitochondrial outer membrane.
GUGAAACUGCGGAGAAAUCGAAGGUGGCUGGUCUUCCCCCAAGGAGCGUGAAGAAACGUGCUGCGAAAUCGUGCCCCAAGACUGCGUGGGGAAAGCUCCUCUCUCAGUGUUCUAAGGAAUGACACUGUUUUGCUUUUUACAGUUUGUUUUACCGUUGAUUGAGUAUUUUCUGGGAAUGGGAUGCAUGGUCUAAUCGGAUCCUGGUUUUAGUUUUUAUGAAGUCUAGGUUUUAAACUUUGGUUGCGUCGAUAUCAAUGGAAUCAUGGAAAAUUAGAGGCCAAAGCUGCUGAGGCCUUCGAAACGUUAAUGUUGUUGGGUAAAGGCUGUUUCCAAGGUUUGAAUCUAUGGCCCGAGAGUGCAAAACAGCAAACUUUCUGUUGCCCCAAGGCUCGCUCACCUUCAAAUUGAUGAUCUUAGUAUUGACAGAUAGCUAAUGCUUUCUGCAUGAUGGGCUCUCUGAAAUUCUUCGAGCUAACUAAAUUUGCUAAAAGCAUUCUUGGAUAGUUGCCUUAAUUGCAGUUACCCCUAGCCUGCCUUAAGUGCAGUAUCUUUGGGCUGCCUAAUUUCAGUAUCGAGAGGUUGUGUUUAGUUCCACAUCAAUUAGUGAUAUAGUCAAUAUAAUUCUUGUAAAAGGCUUUGACAAUCUUCCCCUUACAAGCCAAUUUGUUGGGUUAAGUUAACCCUAAGCGCAAAUUAUAAGGGGCAUUGUUUGCAUUGCCAAGUGCAGUGUAAAUAUAAGCUGACGUUAAGUGUUUUUUUUUUGUGGAAACCUGACAUUAGUGUUUAUUACACUCUACAUUGGUAUCCUUUCUUGUUUUGAAUUUUUUUGUUGUGUUGUUUUCUAGAAGUGGAAAUGGUGAGGAAGUGUACAAAAAAGUGUCGUAUCUGAGAAGAAUAUACAUUAAGCAAGUCAUGCAGAAUCCUCAUGUGUGCAUGACUGAACCUAUCUUCACCGUUGGUCAAGGUCAACAUUGUAAUUUAUGGCUUAAAGAUCCCACCAUUGGUAGUGUUUUGUGCAAGUUGAGCCACAUAGAGCGUGGAAGUUCAUCGGGUGCAUUACUGGAAAUCACAGGGAGCAAAGGUUCUAUUCACGUUAAUGGGAAGACUUAUAGAAAGAAUGCCUGUCUAAUUUUAAGUGGAGGUGAUGAGGUUGUCUUUGGUUCUUCUGCCAAGUAUGCUUAUAUCUUUCAGCAGCUGACGAAUAGUAUCAUUAGUACUGCUGAUAUAGCUUCUUCUGUGAGUAUCUUGGAAGCCCAGAGUGCUCCAAUAAAUGGAAUGCAAGUUGAAGCCAGAUCUGGAGACCUUUCUGCUGUUGCUGAAGCAUCUAUAUUGGCAUCUUUAUCUAAUAAUAUUUGUAAAGAAUUAUCUCUCCUACCACCUGCUGCUAAAACUGGCAAGAAUGUGCAGCAGAACACUGACAUUUCAUCACUACAUUCUGGCUGCGGGGAUGAUAUCACAGACAAUGAAAUGAGUGAUACCACCAAUAAUGAUGAACCAGCUGGAGAUUUUUCUGCUGAUAAAACUGUUCUUGGAUCCUCUACCACUGUUAACGAAAAUCCUAACCUUGGCUCAGCAGAAGUCGAUACCAAUAUUGAUGCAGAUGUUGGGAAGAUGACUACUGCUACAUAUGAGUUGAGGCCAUUACUGCGCAUGCUUACUGGAUCAUGUCCUGAAUUUGAUUUAAGUGGUAGCAUUUCCAAGAUAUUGGAAGGGCAAAGGGAAUUAAGAGAACUUCUUAAAGAUGUUGAUACCCCAACAGUAUUGGCAUCAACCAAGCGACUAGCAUUUAAGGACAGUUUACAACAGAGAAUUCUCAAAGCUGAGAAGAUUGAUGUCUCAUUUGAAACUUUCCCAUAUUAUCUAAGUGAUACAACAAAGAACGUUUUGAUUGCUUCUACAUUUAUUCAUUUGAAGUGCAAAGGCUUUGGAAAAUAUGCUUCAGACCUCCCAUCAGUGUCUCCACGAAUAGUGUUAUCUGGUCCUGCAGGUUCGGAAAUAUAUCAGGAGACUUUGUCCAAGGCACUUGUGAAGCAUUUUGGUGCCAGGCUACUAAUUGUGGAUUCUCUUUCACUGCCUGGUGGAUCACCAUCAAAGGAAGUUGAUUCUGCCAAAGAAAGUUCUGGGGCUGAAAAACCAUCUGUGUUUUCUAGGAAGAGAAAUUUCCAGACUGCCAUGUUACAGCAUAAAAAACCAGCCUCUAGUGUUAAUGCUGAAAUUAUUGGUGGACCCAUGCUAAUUUCUAGUGCAUCAUCGAAAGGCGCUACUCUUAGAAAGGGUGAUCGAGUAAAAUUUAUUGGUAGCUUUCCUUCGGCUGUCUCAUCACUACCAAAUUAUAUUUCAAGGGGACCAAGUUAUGGCUCCCGGGGCAAAGUUCUCCUAGCUUUUGAAGAUAACGGGUCUUCAAAAAUUGGGGUUAGGUUUGAUAAAUCAAUUCCAGAUGGAAAUGAUCUUGGUGGCCUUUGCGAAGAUGACCAUGGGUUCUUCUGUUCUGCAAAUCAUUUACUACAAGUAGACGGCUCUGGAGGGGAUGAUCUUGACAAAGUUGCAAUUAAUGAAAUCUUUGAGGUUGCCUCUAAUCAGAGUAAAAGUGGUGCACUCGUGUUGUUCAUUAAAGAUAUAGGGAAGGCAAUGAUUGGCAACUACGAAAUUUUAAAAAGUAAAUUUGAAAGCUUGCCACCAAAUGUUGUGGUAGUUGGUUCUCACACCCAGUUGGAUAAUCAAAAGGAGAAGGCUCAACCUGGCAGUCUUCUGUUUACCAAGUUUGGAAGCAAUCAGACAGCACUACUUGAUCUUGCUUUUCCGGAUAACUUUAGUAGACUGCAUGAUAGAAGCAAAGAAACCUCAAAAGUUAUGAAGCAACUUAAUCGCCUUUUUCCAAACAAAGUGACCAUACAGUUGCCUCAGGACGAGGCUUUACUCUCUGACUGGAAGCAGCAGUUAGAUCGUGACAUUGAAACUAUGAAAGCUCAGUCCAAUGUUGUCAGCAUUCGCUUAGUUCUCAACAGAAUUGGAUUGGAUUGCCCUGACCUUGAGACUCUCUGCAUCAAAGACCACACCCUAACGACUGAGAGUGUGGAGAAGAUCAUUGGAUGGGCUUUAAGUUACCAUUUUAUGCAUUCAUCUGAAGCUUCAAUCAGAGAUUCUAAGCUUGUAAUAUCUGCAGAAAGCAUUAAGUAUGGACAUAAAAUUCUACAGGGCAUUCAAAAUGAGAACAAGAACAUGAAAAAAUCACUUAAGGACGUGGUUACUGAGAAUGAAUUUGAGAAAAAACUACUUACUGAUGUUAUUCCACCGACUGAUAUUGGGGUCACAUUUGACGAUAUUGGAGCUUUAGAAAAUGUUAAGGAAACCUUGAAGGAAUUGGUCAUGCUUCCUCUUCAAAGGCCUGAAUUGUUUGGCAAAGGACAGCUGGCCAAGCCUUGCAAGGGAAUAUUGCUUUUUGGCCCCCCUGGCACAGGAAAAACAAUGCUUGCAAAGGCUGUGGCAACUGAAGCUGGAGCAAAUUUUAUUAACAUUUCAAUGUCCAGCAUUACAUCCAAGUGGUUUGGUGAAGGAGAAAAAUAUGUCAAAGCAGUCUUUUCUCUGGCCAGCAAAAUUGCUCCAAGUGUUAUUUUUGUUGAUGAGGUUGAUAGUAUGUUAGGAAGACGUGAAAAUCCUGGUGAACAUGAGGCUAUGCGUAAAAUGAAGAAUGAAUUCAUGGUUAAUUGGGAUGGUUUGAGAACAAAAGAUAAAGAGCGUAUACUUGUUCUUGCUGCUACAAAUAGACCUUUUGAUCUUGAUGAGGCUGUUAUUAGGAGACUUCCACGAAGAUUGAUGGUUAAUUUGCCAGAUGCUCCAAAUAGAGGAAAAAUUGUCAGAGUUAUUUUAGCAAAAGAAGAUUUGGCACCUGAUGUUGAUUUUGAAGCAAUAGCAAAUAUGACUGAUGGAUAUUCAGGAAGUGACCUAAAGAAUCUCUGUGUCACAGCAGCUCAAUGUCCAAUAAGACAGAUCUUGGAGAAGGAAAAGAAGGAGAGAAGCUUAGCAUUGGCUGAGAACCAACCUUUACCUCAGUUGUGUAGUAGUACUGACGUUCGUCCCUUAAAGAUGGAGGAUUUUAGAUAUGCACAUGAGCAGGUUUGUGCUAGUGUGUCAUCGGAGUCAACAAAUAUGAGUGAACUACUCCAAUGGAACGACCUUUACGGAGAAGGUGGAUCAAGAAAAAUGAGAUCUUUGAGCUAUUUCAUGUAAAGCUUCCUGUAUAGCAUUUAUUGGUUAGGCAAUUCUUCUAUCACCUAAAUGGUGUGUGUAACAAGGUCAGAAGUGACCAAUUGAUGUGAAAAUCCCAUCAUUGGCAAUGCCUUUAUUGUGUCGUGGGUUUUCCCUUUUUCCCCUCCCUCCAACCCUCACCAUCCCCUGCUCUACCUCCAAUUUUUUUCAAAGUAUAAUUUGUUUGACAAUUUCACUGAGAUAAAGCUUAAUUUUAGGUCCCCUUCUGAUCCACCUCUUUUCCUCUCCCAUUACUUUUUCUCCCCAUACCGGGCUUUCGGCUUGUAAAUACCCAGUUAGUUUUUAAAAACAAGUCUGAUUUUUUCUAAUUCCAUAAACAAAUCCUACGACCUUGUAUUUUGAUUUGCAGUGUAAAAACCCCUUCGGGAUAAAGAAGUGUAUAACUGGAAAUUAUAUGCACACUUUUCUGCACAUCCAUCAUGGAAAGUGAAUAUGCUGUCUUUGUUCAGUCUGAUUUUAAAUUACCUUGAUCAUUGCUUUUCUAUUGUCUUCUGGAAAUGGAAAGCCUAGUUAUACUUGAUUGAGUUCAUGGUCGAAUAUCCUGCUCCUCUUAUUAGACAUGGUCAUUUUCCCGCAGUGGGUCUGUUCUGUCUGUCCAUGAAAUUGUCAUUGAUGAUUGUGAAAUACUAUGUUUUUAAGUCAGUUU